AUGCUAGGCUCCUUUGGAGUAGCAAAUACGGAAGGGAGUGACGUUGCUGGUGUAAAAUCAUCAUCUGGUGGCAAGUUUGGCUCUGUUGGUGGAUACGGGCGGGAUUGGUGCUCUGUCAGAAGGAAAGGGUUUGGUGGUGGUGAUAAAUCUGGAAUAGAUGGAGUGACCGGAGGAGUUAGUCAUGGAAAUAUUGGCGUUGGAGGUGGUGAAAGAACUAGCGGUGGUGGUGAAAAUACAAAUGGUGGUGGUGUUGAUGGAACUAAUGGUGGAGGCGGUGACAACGACGGUGAGGAUGAAGGUGGUGGAGCAGAAGUAACCGGUGCCGGGGAAGGUAAAGGAAGUAAGGGUGGUGGUGAUGAGACUAAUGGAGGAGGGGAUGGUAAUAAAGGUGGUAAAGGCGACGGCAAUGGCGGAGAUCUCCUAUGA
Hibiscus syriacus is the source of this 426-nucleotide messenger RNA. RefSeq names its product glycine-rich cell wall structural protein 1.0-like. Lineage: Eukaryota; Viridiplantae; Streptophyta; Magnoliopsida; Malvales; Malvaceae. The coding region runs from base 1 to 426 and encodes 141 amino acids. The transcript has 2 exons. The record is from RefSeq and is a predicted model, not a curated record.